GGAUGGAAGAGAGCUCUCCUCACCAAAAGCUCUGCUAGUGUCACAUGAAGCCAUGUCUUCGACCAACAGUUUUCCGAAUUUGGCGAGUAUCGGCGACUGGGAGACUCUCAUCUCUGCCAUUCCCGCCACCAAAGUUGAGCUGACUGUGUCGUGCAGAAACCUUCUAGACAGAGACACUUUCUCCAAAUCGGAUCCAAUUUGCGUGCUUUACACUCAAACAGUGGCAAGCAGGGAGUGGAGAGAGUUUGGGAGAACCGAGGCCAUCAGUAACACCCUGAACCCAGAUUUUGUUCGAAAAUUCAUCCUUGAUUACUUUUUUGAAGAGAGGCAGAACCUACGCUUUGACCUGUACGACCUUGACUCAAAGAGUGAAAACCUGUCCAAACAUGAUUUUCUGGGCCAGAUGUACUGUACUCUUGGAGAGAUUGUUGGCUCCCCAGGUAGUCGUAUGGAGAGAACACUCAUAGGUAUCCCUGGUAAAAAUUGUGGGACCAUUAUUGUUAAAGCAGAGGAACUUGGAAAUUGUCGGGAAUCAGUAUUGCUGCAAUUUUGUGGAAACAACCUGGAUAAGAAGGACUUUUUUGGCAAGUCAGACCCAUUCCUUGUCUUCUCCCGCAGCAAUGAAGAUGGAACAUACACCAUUUGCCAUAAGACUGAAGUGAUAAAGAACACACUGGACCCUGUGUGGCAAGCCUUUAAAAUCCCAGUUAGAGCGCUGUGCAAUGGAGACUCUGACAGGGCAAUUAGGAUAGAGGUGUAUGACUGGGACAGAGAUGGAGGGCAUGACUAUAUCGGAGAGUUCAACACCAGCUAUAGGGAACUGUCCAAAGGCCAGUCUCAGUUUAGUGUUUGGGAGGUAUUAAACAUGAAGAAAAAGAAAAAGAAGAAGAAGAAAUACCAGAAUUCAGGAACUGUGACCCUGCUGUCAUGCCUCAUAGAUGUUGAAGUCACCUUUUUGGACUAUAUUAAAGGAGGUACUGAGAUUAAUUUCACGGUGGCAAUCGAUUUUACCGCAUCAAAUGGAAACCCAUCCCAACCUACCUCUCUUCACUACAUGAACCCAUACCAGCUCAAUGCCUAUGCCAUGGCUUUAAGAGCUGUGGGUGAGAUCAUUCAGGACUAUGACAGUGAUAAGAUGUUUCCUGCACUGGGAUUUGGAGCAAAGCUGCCUCCUCAUGGGAGAGUAUCGCAUGAGUUUGCUCUGAAUGGGAACCCAGAAAACCCAUACUGCAGUGGUAUUGAAGGAGUAAUAGAGGCAUAUUACCAGAGUUUGAAGAAUGUCCGUCUCUACGGUCCAACAUAUUUCUCACCCGUUAUUAAUCAUGUUGCAAGGUAUGCAUCAUUAAUAAAGGAUGGCUCAGAGUACUUCAUUCUCCUCAUCAUUUCCGAUGGCGUUAUCUCAGACAUGGCUCAGACCAAGGAAGCCAUUGUAAAUGCUUCCUGUCUUCCAAUGUCAAUAAUAAUAGUGGGAGUUGGUUCAGCUGAAUUUGAUGAAAUGGUUGAAUUGGAUGGGGAUGAAGUCAGGAUCUCCUCAAGAGGAAGGUUUGCAGAGAGAGAUAUUGUACAGUUUGUUCCUUUCCGAGACUACAUUGACCCAAGAGGGAAUCACAUCCUCAGCAUGGCUCGUCUGGCCAAAGACGUCCUGGCUGAAAUUCCAGAUCAGUUCCUAUACUACAUGAGAACCAGAGGCAUCAAACCGAGCUUGACCCCUUCUGCUUACUCUUCCAAACCACUGACAGCACUGUCCUAUUCUGCAGAGUCAUUACAGACGCAGAUCUGAAGAGGACCGUGGUGGUUUUCUGCACUUUGUCGAGUAUUAGGUUUUCUGAGUUAUACAAUAACAGAGUUAGAAAGCCAACAGAGACCUUGAAUUUAAAGCCUGAAUAUGGCAUUUACUAGCAUUGCUCUCAUAUAUGAAUUUCAUUACGAGAGAGGUUAAAGCAGUCAUCAUUAUAUGCCUCAUACUUUAUGUCUUUUAUUUCAAGUGACUGGCUGAGCUAUGAACAAAAUGUUUACAGUGUUUGUGAUUUAUACAAGCAAUUAAUUACAUACCUCAUGCAUACUGAAGGAGCUGAAACUUUUUGUAAUGUACCACAAAAUUGGUUGUGGUGACUUUAUAUUGAAAGGAGAGAGAGCAUGCUUUAAAGAUAGUGUUCAGUCUCUUCAGUUUGUAUUACUAACCAUUGUGGUUUCUUCCACUCCACUGCCACACUGUGUUUCUGAAAAAGUCUUAGAGCUGCUGGAAAAACAGGCCUUAUUCUUGGUUACACUUUACAAAAACACUUUAUUAACACGUAAUUAAAUCUUUACUGACUUAGAAGUAAGUAAUCAAGUGUUAUCAUAGUAGUUCUUUAAUAAUUAUUCAUACUGUUAAACUCAUUAACUAAUGUUAAAUUACUACGCUGACAAAAUCAUGAAGAAAUGUGCUAUCUGCAAUAGUGCAUUAAUGUUAUACACUUCCAUACUCAUAUUUUCAUGCACUUACUUGUAUUUUAUACACUUGCUUUCAUACACUUACAUAACACUUGGUGUUACAGAAGCAUUGAUUACUGAUACAUCAGUCAGUGCCCUUAACCCUUACUAUUAAAUCACUAGCGAUUAUUAUCCAAAAUUGGAUAACAAGUCAUAACAGUUUUUUUUAGCAAAGUAGUGAUUAUUUAGUGUCCACAGUUGUUUAUAAUUAGCUUUUGAAUUGUUAUUUACUAUAAGCAUUGCUGUUACAUUCAAGAGAAAUUAAUUGAGAAUUAAUAGGAGAAAAAGCCUACUUUUCUUUACUAAGUAAGUAAACUUAGUCAUUACUUAAAAAGCUCAUCAAAGCUGGGUAAAAAUAAUAUUUUUUAAAAAAUUUUAAUAUAUCAGUAUUUCAUGCUUCUGUAAUGACAAAGCAAGCACAAUGUAUGACAAGUGAAGCCAUUAUGGUUUUAAAAUCAUUACUGUAGCUGUCAACAUGGUUGUAUCUUCUGUUGAUUAGUUUUUACUGAACAUCUGCUAUAGUAACACUGCUACAUCAGCAUUGAAUAAGGAACUGGAUUGUAAAGGGUUACACAAUAUAACACAGCAGCAGCACUACAACAGCUUUUGCAUACAUGAGUAUUAAAAUAAUGCUAGCCAGGAAUUUACUGUAGCUAUAGAAGCAUGGAAUUGCAUGCGCUUUUAAAGUGGACUGUGGAGUUGAAGAGUUAUGAAGUUGAUGGUGUAUGGAACGUAGGUGCUUUAGAGCAAGAACACUUACUGAUGUGUAGUACUGCACUUUAUGAUUGUGGAAAUAUAAGAGCACAACUAAGUUUUUAAAGUUCUUGUUUAAAUUUAAUCAGGUUCACUUUUGAAGUGUACUGUUCAUCAACAAACAAUUUUAUCCUCCAUUUAAAUACCAGCUGUGGUCUUAAAAUAAGAUCAAAGGGAAAGAUGUAGGGUUUUGAAUACAAUUUUUAACUUCUUUCCAAUACAUAAAUGCUUUUAGAUAAUGAUUUAUUCCCAUACACAGCCAAGAAACAUAGAAAUUCAUCUACUCAACAUGGUAAGAUACCAAUUUAAAACAUACACCCACACAUGCUGGCUGACAUACUGAAUUAUCCUUAUUAAACAUGCAUAAACUACAUCAAAACUUAAAACCUGCCCAAAGAAAUUACUUAUCCCUCAUCCAUUCGUCACAUAUUUUGAGGCGUGAUACAACUCAUGCAGUUCUGUUAUGAGAUCUGUUAUGUCACUGCCUUAAUUUUCUGAGUAAUUCAUAUAGGUAAAACAAAGAACAGUAUUUUCUCACAUCACAUCUGUUGGUUGAAUAAUACAUAAAAUACCACUAUGUCUGUGGAAAGGAAAUGAAUUAAAGAUGGAAACUCUAGUACGUCUACAUAUUAAAAAAAAGAAAUUAAUGAAUGAAUGAAGGGAGUAAACAAAAUGUGAACAGAUGGUAGAAAUGUUGUGUGCCCAUCUGUUAAAGCUUACUACAGGGUUAAUGUGACUGAUACAGUGAUAACAUACAUUGUACUGAAAUGUCUCAGGUUGGAAUGUCCUUUGCUGAUUGCAAUAACAGUGAAUAUGCUGAUCCUGUUCAGUUUGAUAUGUGCACCGGAUGCUUCAAUUGAAUUUUCAGGUUUUCUGCCAUAGAAUUUUGUCAAAAAUAAUUUCUAUUACACUGUAGCAUUCAUCUGGAAAAUAAGUAAAUUUUUGCUUUAUUCAUAUGUUUAUUAAUUUACUAAUAUAAUAGCACUACUUUUUGUUAAUCAACUUAUUACUUUGUUACGUCAUAAUUAUUACUGUUGCAUGCAUCAUAUUCGCAUGUGCAUUGCGGUGAAAAGUGAUGAACCUUUUGUAUUUAUCUCAUAUUUUUAUACCCGCUAUUUUUUACAGUAUCAUAGAGUUUGCCUUAAUAUAUCACUGAAUUCUUUGAUUUAUGCCAUGCCUUCACUGUAUGUUUGUUGAUUAAGUAUAUACUUUGAACAGUAUUUGCUUUAAGAUACAAUUUACUUACUAUAGUUACAUAGUAUAGUUGCAUGAUCCCAGCUGAAUGAAGCUGACCAGUGUCUAAUGGCUGUCUAAUACAAAAAGUGCAUAGGAUCUAAUACAUUGAUGUUACCUAUUUCAUAAUUAUUUGCAUCUGUUAUUAAAAAUAGAAAGGUACCAUAUGUGAUAGUAUAUUUAGUCUGUGGUAUGUAAGAUUUAAUUAGCACUGACUAUAAAAUCACGAAGGCAAGGUUUUUAAAGUCUUAAAAUAUCUUAAUUUCCAUGUGCUAUAUAUUAAUAUAUAGUACAAAUGGCAGGUUAUAAAACAUUAUUUUAAAAAUAAACAUUUCUAAAAAUAUUUAAUCAUGUUUGAGCAUUUAUUAUGAUGUUUACUAUUACAUUUUUCCUGCUGUAACUGUGGUUUGAAAUUUCCUUUUCUGCACAUUGCACAUGAAACCCGGACAAACCUCUUAAACUCAGAUUGCUGUGGAAAAACUGCAGACUCUCUUUACGCAAUUAUCUGCUUUUGUGUUAAAUACAGAGUGCAUCUGAUCUGAUAUUUAU
Messenger RNA from Tachysurus vachellii, 5007 nucleotides. RefSeq names its product copine VIII (gene cpne8). Lineage: Eukaryota; Metazoa; Chordata; Actinopteri; Siluriformes; Bagridae. Gene Ontology annotation, biological process: cellular response to calcium ion. The transcript is spliced from 20 exons. Gene Ontology annotation, molecular function: calcium-dependent phospholipid binding. Bases 53 to 1780 code for a protein of 575 amino acids. The record is from RefSeq and is a predicted model, not a curated record. Gene Ontology annotation, cellular component: plasma membrane.